Messenger RNA from Morone saxatilis (striped sea-bass), 3059 nucleotides. It is a transcript of the gene nrbp1, whose product is annotated as nuclear receptor binding protein 1. NCBI's taxonomy places the organism in Eukaryota, Metazoa, Chordata, Actinopteri, Moronidae. Gene Ontology annotation, molecular function: ATP binding; protein kinase activity. Gene Ontology annotation, cellular component: cytoplasm; endomembrane system. The record is from RefSeq and is a predicted model, not a curated record. Gene Ontology annotation, biological process: protein phosphorylation; intracellular signal transduction; endoplasmic reticulum to Golgi vesicle-mediated transport.
GUGAAUCAGCGAAACGUCCCCGGGAUUGAUAAUGCUUACUUGGCCAUGGACACGGAGGAAGGCGUGGAGGUGGUGUGGAACGAGGUCAUGUUCUCAGAAAGGAAGAAUUUCAAACUACAAGAGGAAAAAGUCAAAGCAGUUUUUGACAAUUUGAUCCAGCUGGAACAUUUGAACAUUGUGAAGUUUCACAAAUACUGGGCAGAUGUCAAAGAGAACAGAGCGAGGGUCAUUUUCAUCACUGAGUACAUGUCCUCAGGAAGUCUCAAACAGUUUUUGAAAAAGACGAAGAAGAACCACAAAACAAUGAAUGAAAAGGCCUGGAAGCGCUGGUGCACACAAAUACUGUCUGCUCUCAGCUACCUGCACUCCUGUGAACCUCCCAUCAUUCAUGGCAACCUGACAUGUGACACCAUCUUCAUCCAGCACAACGGCCUCAUCAAGAUUGGCUCAGUUGCUCCAGACACAAUCAAUAACCAUGUGAAAACCUGUCGGGAAGAGCAGAAGAGCCUUCACUUCUUUGCUCCAGAGUAUGGAGCUGUUGCCAGUGUUACCACAGCCGUGGAUAUCUAUUCCUUUGGAAUGUGCGCCUUAGAGAUGGCUGUGUUGGAAAUCCAGAGUAAUGGAGAUUCGUCUUAUGUGUCCCAAGAAGCCAUAAACAGUGCCAUUCAGUCCCUGGAGGACCCAUUGCAACGGGAAUUUAUCCAGAAGUGUCUGGAGGUCGACCCCAGUAAGCGACCCACAGCCAAGGAGCUGCUGUUUCAUCAGGCCUUAUUCGAGGUGCCCUUACUGAAGCUGCUGGCUGCACACUGCAUCGUCAGCCACCAGCAUAUGAUUCCAGAAAAUGCUUUGGAAGAGAUGACCAAGAACAUGGACCCUAACUUGGUGAUUGUUGAGGCCAAGGAUGGAGUUCAGAUGAAGCUCUCUCAGUUUCCUGCCCUUGAGCUGGACAAGUUCCUGGAAGAUGUAAGGAAUGGGAUCUAUCCUCUGACUGCGUUUGGGGUCCCAUGUCCACAGCAACCCCAGCAGGAGGCGGUGAAGUCGCCCAUAGUGCCCCCCUCAGUGAAAACCCCAACUCCUGAACCUGCAGAGCUUGAGACCAGGAAGGUCCUUCAGAUGCAGUGCAAUAUUGAGCCUGUUGAUGAGGGCACCAAGCAUCAUCUGACCCUGCUGCUGAAACUUGAGGAUAAGUUGAACAGGCACUUAAGCUGUGAUUUGUUACCAAAUGAGAGCGUGCAGGAGCUGGCUGUGGAGCUCGUUCAGCUGGGAUUCAUCAGUGAGGGCGAUCAGCCACGACUUGCAUCAGUUCUUGAAGAGGCCUUCUCAAAGUUCUACAGCCGUAAUGGUUCCCUCAAUCCGGUGACUGUUUCCUCGUAGCGGAGGACUCACUAGGCCUUCUUUCAGCCCUCCUCGUCCUCUACAACAGGACUAGCUUUUUGCUUCACCACUGAGUUGCAGGAAAGCCUUUGCGAGGACAGAGGAGGAAGCCUUGGUCUGGUUGCAGAUCCUGCAGCCUGUUCUUGUAUCUUCUGGUGGGAAAAGCUGCCACUAAGUGGUUGUCGCUUUCUAUCUUUUUUUUUUUUUUCCCCUCCCACCCAAUACAGCCAUCUGCUUCUCUUUUAAAAGGGGAAAUCCUAGUUGCAACUUAAUGGAAAAUACAGAUGUUUUCACUUUUUUGGCUUUUUGUUCUUCUGAAGUAGUGAAGAAAUGGUGGAGGUGAGCCACAUAAAACUGUAUAACAGCUGUAUUUUCCUUAAGUCAGUAUUAAAACUGUAUUUUAAACAUUUUUACUUACAAUUGUUAAAUAGUUGUCUGUAUGAAGAAAAAAAAGAUCUUUGUCCCGGCAUACUGAAGUGUAUGUAUUAUGGUGUUGUAAGGUUAAUUCUGGUUGUCUGGUUGUCUUUCUCUUGAGCAGCGAGUGAGGCAUCUUCCUACCUUGUAUCAGUUUUUUUCCCCCGAAGACUCUCGAAUGCAUCAAGUUAGUAAUGCAACAGAUGCAACGUCACUUUUACUUUAAAAAAUUCUGUAAUUAUACAACGUAGUCAUGAAACAUGCAGCUGCAACACAAUCGGAAGAGCUACAGCUAAAGUAUAAAACUAUUUAUUUGUGUGUCUUUCCUUGAGUGUGUUCUGUAAUUCACUUCCAGCACUAAGGCCGGUGGUUUUUUGAAUGUAUGCUUUUAGUUGCUCUCUUUCUUUAAAUCAAGCUGUUAUUUUCUGUGGAAAAAACGGGGGUGUCGUCACUUGACUGUGGUCCAAUUACUACUGUAGCUUCUGUUUUUUACAAGUAGCCCAUUGCAGCACUUACAGAUUAGGACUAGGUCAAUAAAAAGUUGUCUUUAGGUGGCGUUUCACACAGGAGAAGGUGGUUAGAUCUAUGUGAAGAUGCUUUAUGCGUUCAAGCACGUGAUCUGACGGAUGUUUUUGUCAGCAGGUUUGGUUGAAUGCAUGUGUUGCUUUUCUGUGUCUAAAUGGAAACUGGUGCAUGCAACAAGCUUGCUUCUGGGGUUGGUUUGGUUCGCAUUUUAAUGAUGAUGGUGAUAGAUUUAAAGUAAUUUAUCAUGCGGAAGAAGUUAUGUCAGCCUAGACCCAUCGACAUUUAGAUUCUGUGGCUCUGAAUCAGUAGUUUCCUUCAUGGCUGAGAUAUUGUGUGCGACACCACAGCGAAAAACUUGCCCUCCCACGUAGAUAUUCAGUUAUUGGCUCGGACCACCCUUCUAUGUUAACUGUUUUGAAAUCUCUCUGCUAGUUUGCACUGCUGUACACUUUUAUAUCCUGUAUGAAAUGUCCCGUGGCCUCUAGCUCCUGCACACUAACAGGAGGAACUUAGAUGAAUUGGAAAUGGUGUCAUUAAAAAAAAUUUAGUCCGUGAUCCAGUCUCGUCUACUCUAUGCUGUGACUACCUUCUGACAGGGUCUGUAGAUACUGCGAGAUACAAGUGUGGGGACUGCCUGGCAUGCUUGUAACCAUCUUGUACACUGUAUGCUGGACACUGUGCUCUGUUUCUGCAACGCAUUUACCCUCUUUUUUCACUUCCUGAAAUAAAAAUUUACAGCACUUCAA